This is a messenger RNA of Rubroshorea leprosula, 1484 nucleotides long. The record is from the annotation of a GenBank genome assembly. NCBI's taxonomy places the organism in Eukaryota, Viridiplantae, Streptophyta, Magnoliopsida, Malvales, Dipterocarpaceae.
CAACCCCUUCCAUUUCCCCUUCGCCAUCUUCGUUUGUCUUUAAUUGAUCAGGGUUGUUGAUAUUAAUUUAGAGAUUUCAAGGAGGUCAAAUAUGAAGAUUGAUGUCCAAGUAAUCUCCAACCAAAACAUUAGGCCAUCUUCUCCGACUCAGCUCCACCUCCGCCGCUACCAACUCUCCUUUCUUGAUCAAAUCAUGCCCCCUUGUUUCAUGCCUUGGGUUAUGUUCUUUCCCAAAGAGAACCUCACCAACAGUUUAGAACCGAGUGAGAAGUUAAAGAAAUCUUUGUCCGAUGCUUUAACUAUUUUUUACCCGUUAGCAGGACGCAUCAAGGACAAUGCUUACGUUGACUGCAACGACGAAGGGGUCUACUUUGUCGAAGCCAAGGCCAAUCGCAACCUGUCUGACAUUCUUGAAUGUCGAGAUCCCGGUGAUAAUCAUAACUUCAUUCCUCUUGAGCUCCAUGGUGGUGAUGAGUUACCCCUCAUGGUCCAACUCACCUAUUUGGAGUGUGGCGGCCUGGUGGUCUCUGUCGGUAUGUCACAUAAGGUUGGCGAUGCCAUGUCGCUCUUCAUAUUCCUCAACUCCUGGGCCGCCACGGCGCGCGGGAACACUGAGAUAAUAAGUACUCCUCUUUUUGAUUCGGCCGAGCUGUUUCCACCGAAGGAUAUCUCCGGGUUUCAGCCAAGGACUGGAAUUGUUAAGGAAAAUAUUGUUACUAAAAGGUUUGUGUUUGACGCAUCUUCAGUAGCGAUACUGCGAGAGAAAUAUACUUGUGAUGGGAAGCGUCCGACUCGAGUGGAGGCUUUAUCUUCCUUCAUAUGGAACCGGUUCAUGGCCGCCACACAACCAAAAACUGAUGAGGGAAAGCUGUACACUGUGCUUCAUGCAGUCAACUUGCGACCGCGAAUGAGCCCUUCACUUCCAAACCACUACUUCGGAAACCUUACGCGGGUGGCAAUCACAGAGCCGCAAAGAAUUGGAGAAGAUGGAUUUUAUGACAUUGUUCACAAGAUGAGCGAGGCAGUAAGGAAAGUGGAUGAGGAGUUUGUAAAGAAGCUCCAGGAAACGACCGAACACCUAAAUUUCAUCAAAAAGAGAGGUGAAAGUGUGAUGAAAGGGGAGGUGGUAAGUUUUAGCUUCACCAGUUUGUGUAGGUUUCCUGUAUAUGAUACUGAUUUUGGAUGGGGAGAGCCUGUGUGGGCUGGGGGAGCCCGUUUGCCUUUUAAGAAUUUGGUUAAUUUCCUUGACACUAAAAGUGGGGAUGGGAUAGAGGCAUGGAUCAACUUGACGGGGGAAGACAUGGUCAAGUUUGAAGCAGACAGAGAGCUUCUAUCAUAUGUUUCUUCGUCCCCAAAUGUCAAAGUUUCUGGUGUUAAUUAAUUACUGUGACAUAUAUUUUAUUUGUGAGUUUUUAUCUUUCUUCGUCCCCAAAUGUCGAAGUUUCAGGUUUCAAAUUAAGUUGUAAUAAAUUAAAGUAUCUCUU